Messenger RNA from Monoraphidium neglectum, 483 nucleotides. RefSeq lists its product as hypothetical. Gene Ontology annotation, molecular function: protein binding. The transcript has 5 exons. Lineage: Eukaryota; Viridiplantae; Chlorophyta; Chlorophyceae; Sphaeropleales; Selenastraceae. Bases 1 to 483 code for a protein of 160 amino acids. The record is from RefSeq and is a predicted model, not a curated record.
AUGCGGCAGGUCCUGCCGCGCCUUUCGUAUGCUGCGUUCGUCGGCGACUUGGAGGGCGUCCUGGAUGCCCUGGGGAUGGGGGAUGACAUUCAUCAGAACGUGCGGCUGGUCAAUCAGAACGGGCAAGAUGUGCUCGGGGCCACGCCCCUAUACCUGGCGGCCCAGAUGGGUCACUACGACGUGUGCAAGGCGCUGCUGCGCGCGGGCGCCGACGUCAUGCGCCCCUGCACAGUGCCCGCCACCGGCCAGCAGUUCAUCGCUCAGGACAUCGCUAUCAUGCACUUCAACAUGCGCACUUGGUGGCUCCUGAAGGAGGCCAAGCAGCGCCUGGCCGGCAAGACCCCCGGCCUGUUCAAGAAGUGGGCCAGCAAGCACAAAAAGGGCGGCAAGGGCGCGGACGUGAUGGGUGAGAAGCUCGUGCCAGCCGGCUCGACGCCCAGUACAUACCUGGUGCUUACCUCGGGCGCCCAGAUGGCGAUCUGA